UACCAUCUCAAUUUAGGACCAUGUCGCGCCAGUUGAGUUUUAAUCCUCAAAAAGAGUUUGAAUUGAUUGAAUAUCCUGGAAAAGUGGUCAAUCCCGACCGUAUGCUGGCCACGCUAGGCGGCAUAAUCAACAUAUCCAAGGUUCUGGGCGAUGAGGUCAAGCGGUUGCCACUGCGUUUCCAUCCGGAGAAUCCCUACAACAAACCCGCCUUUGGUGAUUGUAGCGAGAAAACCGGUGUCCUGCUUUCCAUAACCGUCAGACGUCACAAAAAGGACAGACAGCGUCCGCCGGAAUACUUUGUGCGUGUUUUGGGCCACUGCAGCAGAGUGUUUACCUUCGAUUCCCUGUGUGACUUUCAGUACCUGCCCCUCUGGUCGACGCCGAGGAGUGACAGUGCCAACGCUGCCCUGGAGCUCACAUACGCCCUCGAUCAAUUGAUGCCCAGAGACAGCGCCGAUCUGGACUUUUUCAAACGCCGCCAUAGUCAGCUCCUGUCCCUCCCAGAAUUGUUCACGCACGUUGACGUGGUCUACCCAGGAUCCUAUCGCACCGACAGUCAGGAGGAUGGCCAGCAGGAGGUCCUCGGUGUGCAGUCAAAGGCCACCUAUGAUAACCAGGGCGUUAUCUCCUUCAACAUGGUGGACAGCUUUCCCACCCAGGCAGACUCACAGAAUCUCAAGCGACUUAAGGUGAAGUACGUGUCCGAUGAGCAGCUGGCCUGCGUCAAGAAACUCUUCGAUGACUGCCCCAUUUGGACACGGAUUGCGCUGCAAUAUGAGUCUGGACUGACCAAUGACAAGCUGAAGUGCAUAACGCCUUCGCUGGCCUAUUACUUCAGCAAUGGACCGUGGCGAACGAUGUAUGUACGCUUUGGCUACGAUCCACGCAAGGAUUUCAACAGUCGCUACUACCAGACAUUCGAUUUCCGACUGAGAUUCAGCACUGGCCUCUCGGAAUUCGUUUACUCCAAGAAGUUUGUGAAGCAGCGAAAGGCGGCUAACGCUUCGUCUGGACCUUCCGAGGACGGCUCCUCCGACUUGGUCCAGGACAUUGAUUAUCCCUAUUUUGACGAGCACAAGUUGCCGCGCUCCCGGCAGUGCAUGCUGCGUUACUCUGAUGUCCGGAUGGCAAGGAUUCAGGAAAUGUUGGAAAAGAUACCUACGCCUCUAACAGGAGCCGUGUGCAAUGAGAGAACCGGUUGGCUGCCGCCUGGAUUCGAUGCCCAAGUGCGGCAAAUUGUGUGCAGCACCAUUAGCGAACUGCUGCGCAGUCACUACCGCAAGGAGCAUCUGACAGCCGAGGUGGAAGCGGUUCCCCAGACCGAUGCCGCCGAGGAGGAGGACGAGGCCGAUGUCGAAGAGGAGGAAGACACGCAAGAAGAGGACAUGGAGCAAGAUGAAUCGCAGACCGAGCAGUACCCAGAUACCGAUAUUGAACAGCUCUUGGAUAAUAUCACCAGCUGAGGUGAUUCGCGACCGAAAGUUGGCUCGUUGGUUUAGAUAUUUAAAGGUUAAUUUAAGUGAAUUUAUAAUUUAUAUUUUAAGCAUUUAUUAAAGCCUCCUUUUAAAAGGUUUUUGAAGAAA
Messenger RNA from Drosophila kikkawai, 1583 nucleotides. RefSeq names its product general transcription factor IIIC subunit l(2)37Cd (gene l(2)37Cd). Gene Ontology annotation, biological process: transcription initiation at RNA polymerase III promoter. Gene Ontology annotation, cellular component: transcription factor TFIIIC complex. The record is from RefSeq and is a predicted model, not a curated record. Lineage: Eukaryota; Metazoa; Arthropoda; Insecta; Diptera; Drosophilidae. Gene Ontology annotation, molecular function: RNA polymerase III type 2 promoter sequence-specific DNA binding; RNA polymerase III type 1 promoter sequence-specific DNA binding.